Filobasidium floriforme is the source of this 537-nucleotide messenger RNA. RefSeq lists its product as uncharacterized. The transcript has 3 exons. Lineage: Eukaryota; Fungi; Basidiomycota; Tremellomycetes; Filobasidiales; Filobasidiaceae. The record is from RefSeq and is a predicted model, not a curated record. The annotation marks the transcript as partial.
CUGAGACCUGAUUGGCAAGCUUACCUCGAGAGCAAGACCGACAUUUCCCGCUGUCCCUCAACAAGCGCGGUGUUACUGGAUCGCGUUAGGACGAAACACGAAGAAGACUUUUCGCAAGGCAUCGCGCGAAUCUGGCUCAAACGGAUGGAAGCUAAUCUCGACGCCGAUGUCGUCAGAGUGGCGAAGCGAUACGUGUUGAGUAACGUGGCACUGAAUAGUAUAAGCGGGGAAUUGCUAUCGACUAUGCAGAUGGAUGCGAUCUGGGCCGGAAAGGCAGGAGCUGAAGUGAAACCAAAAGUCUGGAACACGGUUUCGCUAUUUCUGCCAGAAUCGCAUCAAGUGGAAUUAGUGAGCUUCAACAUCACGACGAACGGCAAACGAUACGAGCUCCAUCCCUCCAUCGCCGUCGUAGCCCGAAAGACCAGCGAAGACCUGGUUCUGCGCAUGACCGGUCAAGUCAUAGGCAAUGUCGAUCAAGGCGUCUCGGAGCUAUACAAGCACGUACUGGGUUGUGACGAUCGAGGCGUCGCAGUAAGC